Adineta steineri is the source of this 414-nucleotide messenger RNA. NCBI's taxonomy places the organism in Eukaryota, Metazoa, Rotifera, Eurotatoria, Adinetida, Adinetidae. The record is from the annotation of a GenBank genome assembly.
AUGAUAACUGACGAUGGUAAAAUUUUACAUAUUGAUUUUGGUUGUGCAUUUGGUCAAAAAACUAAACUCGAACGAUUACUUGGCCUUUUUAUGGAUAUACCAAGUUCUCCAUUUAGUGAAGAUGUUUUUAUUGCCAUGAUUGGUCGUGGAGAUGAUAAUGAAAUUAUAACUAAAUUAUGGCAAGGAAUAAAAGAUCAUUUAUGGUUAUGUUUUAAUGCCAUACGUAUUCAUAAAAGUCGUUUCAAACAAAUUGGAGAAGAACAAUACAAACAUUUUUAUGAAACCUUAAUGAUUUCAAAAACUGAUUAUGAUGCUAAAAUAGCAUUUGAGGAAGAAUUAGAAAAAUGUUAUAAUAAUCGAUUUAAUGAUGCAAGAUCAUUUUAUUAUAAACUCCAACAAAAAAUUGUUAGCUAG